AUGGAGCCCCCAGCCACGCCGCCACAGAAGAGAAAGCUUGGAGACGAAGCGCCGAGCCCGCCGAAGGACGUCGACGAUGUCGCGCGGUCCGAGCAGCUUAUGAACGCAUGGCUGCAGCGACAUCAAACGGAGAUUCAGAAAGCGGAACGCAUCUUGAGUGCUCGUUGGUCGAACCCUGCUCUCUUCAAGGAGCGUCCGGAGCUUUGCGACGAGGUGCUCCAGGUGAUGAAGCGGGUCCUGGGAUUGGGCCCUGCAGGAAGUGCAAGCUCCGAAAGCAAGUCCUUGCUGCUCCUGGGCGAGAGUGGCUCCGGCAAGACCCAGGCGGUCGAAUGGUGCCUUCAGCGCCUCAGGGAGGAGCGCUCCAACGUCGUCGCGCUGAGGGCCUUUGGGGGGGCCUAUGAUUCCAACAUGGAGUGCCUGAAGCACCUGGCAACGCAAGUGGCCGCGCACUGCCUCUCAACGCCGCCCAACUCCUGCCUCGAGGGUUCGAUGGAAUGGUUUCGUGGCCUCCUCCAGGUGAGCUUCAAUCAUGACAGCGCUGUCGUGAUCGUCCUGGAUCAGUUCGAGAAGUUUUGCAGAUUUACGCGCCAGACGUUGCUGUACAACCUCUUCAACCUCGCGCAGGAAAUGAGCAUUCGGCUGUGCAUCGUCGGCAUCUCCUCGCAGUUUGAUGUUUUAUCAAAGCUGGAGAAGCGAAUAUACUCGCGCUUUCAGAUGCACAGCAUUUAUGCAACCUUGCCUCGGUCAGCAGGUGAACUGCUGCAGAUUCUGGAAUGCAGACUUCACCUGCCGCACAGCAGUAAGGGUCUGGACGAUGCCUUUGUGUCGGAGUUCAACAGCAAAGUGUCAACUGCACUGAAAGCACGUGUACGCUUGCAUGACUGGACCACGAAGAUUGAUGGUGGCUUCAAGCCCAGCUGGUUCCUCUGGAGAUGCCUGCCAGUCACGAGCUUUCUGCGGGGUUCCGUUGCAGAGAAACGUCCGCGGGUAUGCGGCCAGUUCGAUUCUGACGAGCAGCGGCAAGAACUUCUCCUGUCAGGCUUGGUAGAGUGCGAGCACUUGAUUCUCCUCGCGCUCUUCCGGCAAUGGGACCACUCGCCGAAAACAGUUCGCAGUUUGAGCACGACGCUCUAUGAGCUUAAACGAUUGGUGGAAACGGAGAAAGGUCGCGAUCUUGGAGGUGUCCUAGCAGACCACACCGACGUCAGCUUGACGGCGGCCUUCAGCCGGCUGCUGGAAAUCAAGCUGGUACGAUUCUGCCCCGGCUUGUCGGAGGACGUUCCGAAGAUGUACCGCCCAUGUGAAAGCAUGGUGGACGAGGUCUAUAGGAAGUGGGUGGCAGACCUGCCAGAAAAGGCGCGGAAGGAGACGCCAAACUCACCCAAUCCUCUUAGGCUAUUGCCGGAGGGAGUUCGGAUAUGGACCCUCAGAGGGUGCAGGACCUGA
Symbiodinium sp. CCMP2456 is the source of this 1446-nucleotide messenger RNA. NCBI's taxonomy places the organism in Eukaryota, Dinophyceae, Suessiales, Symbiodiniaceae. The record is from the annotation of a GenBank genome assembly.